Molecule: messenger RNA, 2596 nt
Organism: Pipra filicauda (Wire-tailed manakin)
Lineage: Eukaryota; Metazoa; Chordata; Aves; Passeriformes; Pipridae
Gene: TESK2
Product: testis associated actin remodelling kinase 2
Exons: 12
Coding region: 390-2405 (671 amino acids)
Biological process (GO): actin cytoskeleton organization; protein phosphorylation
Cellular component (GO): nucleus; cytoplasm
Molecular function (GO): protein serine/threonine kinase activity; ATP binding
Source: RefSeq, a predicted model, not a curated record
CCCAGCUGUCCUCAGACAGCUGCCAGAUGUCAGAACUAUCACAGGUCUAGCAGAGGAUUCAUGUCACUGUUGCCAGCAUUUGCUUCCCCAAACAGCUUUGUGCUACAGGAAAACAGCAUCCAGAGAAUAUGUAUCUCUUCCCUGGGGGAAGGCAGCCAUGUCUCCGUGAGGUGUCUGUGUCCCAGAAAGAAGCAAGAACUUGCUGAGAGAGGCAGAGUGGUUUUCUCCAUCUUUGGGUGAGGUUUCCACCUCAGAGGCUUCACCUCCGAUGAGCUUUCCAGGGCCGCAGAGAUCAAGGUGCCUGAAGGAUCCAGCAAGAGUAGAGAAGACAGCACAUUACCUAAGAUGUGAGAAGUCCUCCCACAGUGAAAUAAACCCUUGUUUUCAAAAUGGACCGAAGUAAGCGGAAUUCAAUCGCGGGAUUUCCACCACGCCUGGAGCGCGCCGAAGACUUCGACGGUGGCACUGGAGAAGGGACUGCAUCCCAGAUAGGAAGAGUUAGUACCUCUUCAUACAGAGCCCUGAUAAGUGCCUUUUCCAGACUAACUCGUCUUGAUGACUUCACAUGUGAGAAAAUUGGCUCUGGUUUCUUCUCUGAGGUGUUCAAGGUAAGGCACAGAACUUCAGACCAGGUAAUGGCUUUGAAGAUGAACACACUGAACAGCAACAGAGCAAACAUGCUGAAAGAGGUUCAACUUAUGAAUAGACUCUCACAUCCAAACAUCUUGAGGUUUAUGGGUGUCUGUGUGCAUAAAGGACAGCUGCACGCUCUUACUGAGUACAUCAAUUGUGGUAACCUGGAACAGCUCUUAGACAGUAACCAGCAUCUGCCCUGGACAGUGAGGGUGAAACUGGCUUAUGACAUUGCUAUGGGGGUCAGUUAUCUUCACUAUAAAGGCAUUUUCCACCGAGACCUUACAUCCAAGAACUGCUUAAUAAAACACGAUGAGAAUGGAUACUCAGCAAUAGUGGGAGACUUUGGUUUAGCAGAGAAAAUUCCUGAUCACAGUGAGAAGUUACCAGUGGUGGGUUCACCCUUCUGGAUGGCACCAGAAGUUCUCAGAGAUGAACCCUACAAUGAAAAGGCAGAUGUGUUCUCCUAUGGUAUAAUUCUGUGUGAGAUUAUAGCAAGAAUACAGGCAGAUCCAGACUAUCUCCCUCGCACAGAGAAUUUUGGAUUAGAUUAUGAUUCCUUCCAGCACAUGGUGGGAGACUGUCCUCCUGACUUCCUCCAGCUGGCCUUCAACUGCUGUAACAUGGAUCCAAAGCUGCGUCCUUCAUUUGCUGAUAUUGUCAAAACACUGGAGGAAAUGUUAAACCGCCUGAGAAAUGAGGACUCGGAGAGAGAGAGAAAGUUCUUGAACCUUGACAACAGUGAAAGAAAACCAAAAGGAUCAAUUGAAAAAGGACCAGGAGUAAAACGUUUGAGUUCCUUGGAUGAUAAGAUCCCACCCAAGUCGCCCCGUCCCCGUCGGAAUAUCUGGCUGUCACGCAGCCAGUCAGAUAUCUUCUCCCGCAAGCCUUCCAGGAAGAUAAACGUGCAGGACCCCUACUAUACACCAAACAAAGGGUUAGGCCGGAAAGUGAAUCCCUUCAGUGCCCGGGAGGACCUCAAGGGAGGGAAGAUCAAAUUCUUUGACAUGCCAAGCAAGUCUGUGAUUUCCCUCGUGUUUGACUUGUACUCUCCGGAGGCAGGCGGGGGCCUGAAAGCCAGCCAGUCCCACUUCCGGCAGGCAUACAGCACAGACUGGCAGGAAUUUUCCCUGCUUCCUGGGAGGAGAUGCAGAUCGCUUCCACUCUCUCCUGAAUUACCACACAAGGAAUAUGGCCUGUUUGGAGGGCUGUCUUCAACCGUUGGCAGGUGUGACCCAGCCCAGCUUGGUGCAGAGGUUCGGCAAAAACUCCUGAGUAGCAGCAAAUAUGGCGUGUCAGAGAUUCCCCCCUUUCACGCCAAGCAUCACAGACCAGAAUUUCUUCUUGCACCAGGACAAGAAGAGGAUAUGGACUGUUCAGAUGGGCCAGUGGCCCAGGAGGAAAAUGGGUUUUGCCUUGUUGAGAACACGUGUGGAGCUCCAGCAUGUAACCAACCAUUAGUGCUGGCCCAGCCUGAGCCUCUGUCUUACAAAAAGCUCCCAGUUGAGAAUUCAGUGAACUCUGAGGGACGUGGCUCCUCACAAGUGUUUGCAGGCUGUCUCCCAUCUGAAGAGAUGGAGGUGGAAGAUGAUCUACUGAAAAGUACUCUAUUAGAGUCCACAAAGCCUCUGUUCAGUGUUAGUCCUUCCAACGAGCUGAAAAGAGAGGCAUGGCCCUUCAGGGAACAGGAUGGGGACAGUCCUGCCCUGUUGCCUCAGACUUCCUCCAACAUCUCAGCAAGUGGCAGCACAGAGUCACCUUGUGACAUAUGAAGAGAGGGCUCAAACUGAACAUGUCCUUGAGGGAACAGUUGUUCCCAGUUGCUUAAACUCUGUUUUUCUCAAGUGCUGGGCUUCAGGUUUGAAAAAGACUCAGCAGAUGAUGGGAGCUGCCUGUCAAACAGAUUGCUGCAGACAGUGUCUGGAGAGACUGAUUAUUUUAUAAAACUUUAUUUCAAACUGUG